CUCACAGGAGGGGUAGAUGGAAAGGUCAUUAAUUCUUGAGCCAUUGCUCUUUGAAACACUCAGAGAGGAAGCCCAGAAGUAAUAGCUCAAAAGACAUUUCCUAUGAGCAAAGGAUAAGAACAUCUUGCAACAAUGGGACAAGCCCUGGGUAUCAAGAGCUGUGACCUGCAGGCAGCAAGAAACAACGAGGAACACCACACCAAGGCCAUUAGCUCCCAGCACCUCAUUGUGAGAAGGGGGCAGCCCUUCACCAUCGUUCUGCACUUCCGCACUCCCAUUCGUAGGUUUCUGCCUAACCUAAAGAAGGUGGCCCUUAUAGCACAAACUGGAGAGCAGCCUUCUGAGGCCAAUGGGACCCAAGCCACCUUCCCAAUUUCCAGCCUUGGGGACCGGAAGGGGUGGAGUGCAGCAGUGGAGGAGAGAGAUGCUGAGUCCUGGACCAUCUCUGUGACCACACCUGCAGCUGCUGUCAUUGGCCACUACUCACUUCUGCUGCAGGUCUCAGGCAGGAAGCAAUACCUUUUGGGCCAGUUUACACUGCUCUUUAACCCCUGGAGUAGAGAGGAUGCUGUGUUCCUGGAAAACGAGGCUCAACGCAGGGAGUACGUGUUGAACCAGAAUGGCCUUAUCUACCUGGGAACAGCCGACUGUAUCCAGGAAGAGUCCUGGGACUUUGGUCAGUUUGAGAGGGAUGUCAUGGACCUCAGCCUGAGCUUGCUGAGAGUGGACAAGCAGGUGGAGAAGUGGAGCCAGCCUGUGCAUGUGGCCCAAGUUUUGGGCGCCCUGCUGGAUGCUCUCAAGGAGAAAAGCAUCCUGCCCACCCCGCAGAUCCAGGAUGUGGAGGAAGGGACCUCGCUCAACAAGCGCCGUGGCAGCGUGCCCAUCUUGCGGCAGUGGCUCACUGGCCAAGGCCGGCCUGUGUAUGCUGGUCAGGCCUGGGUGCUGGCUGCUGUUGCAUGCACAGCACUGCGAUGCCUAGGAGUCCCUGCCCGUGUUGUUACCACAUUUGCCUCAGCCCAGGGCACUGGUGGGGACCUGCUGGUGGAUGAAUACUACAACGAGGAGGGGUUGCAGAAUGGGGAAGGCCAGCGGGGCCGAGUCUGGAUCUUCCAGACUUCCACGGAAUGCUGGAUGAAGCGUCCUGCUUUACCCCAGGGGUAUGAUGGAUGGCAGAUUCUGUACCCAACUGCUUCUAGUGGCAGUGGAGUCCUGGGGGCCUGUGAUCUGGUCCCUGUCAAAGCAGUCAAGGAGGGGAGCCUGGGGCUGACCCCUGCAGUGUCACAACUUUUUGCCUCGGUGAACGCUUCGUGUGUGGUCUGGAAGUGCUGUGAGGAUGGGACACUGGAGCUGACCAGCUCCAACACCAAGUAUAUUGGCAACAGCAUCAGCACCAAGGCUGUGGGCAGCGACCGCUGUGAGGACAUCACGCAACACUACAAGUACCCUGAAGGCUCCCUUCAAGAAAAAGAGGUGCUGGAGAGAGUCCAGAGAGAGAGAAGAGAACAUGGGAAAGGCAAUGGCACUCAUCCUCCCAGUCUUGAGAUGGCUGACCCGCUGUACCUGUUCCUGGAAGCACCCAGCUCCCUCCCCCUGAGGGGGAAUGCCCAGCUCACAGUGACCCUCGUUAACCCAAGCGACCAGGAGAAGGCCGUGCAGCUAGCAAUUGGGGCCCAGGCCAUGUACUACAAUGGGAUUCUAGCUGCUGAGCUCUGGAGAGAGAAGCUGUCGCUCACACUCAGUGCCAACCUGGUUCAGAAAAUAACCACCAGCCUAUCCUUCUCCUACUUUGAGCAAAACCCACCGGAGAACAGCUUCCUCAGACUCACUACCAUGGCCACACACUCCAAGUCCAGCCUGAGCUGCUUUGCUCAGGAAGAUGUCGCCAUCUGUAGACCAUGGCUUGCCAUCGAGAUGCCAGAGACAGUAGAGCAGUACCAGCCUCUGACGGCCUCAGUCAGCAUCCAUAACAGCCUAGGUGCCCCCAUGAAGGACUGUGUGAUCUCCAUCCUUGGAAGAGGACUCAUUCACAGAGAGAGGAACUACAGGAUAGGGCCAGUGUGGCCUGGAAACACCUUGUGCACCCAGUUCCAGAUCACACCAACACAUUUGGGGAUCCACAGGCUCACGGUGGAAAUGGACUGCAACAUGUUCCAGAAUCUAACCAAUUACAAAAGUGUCACAGUGGUGGCCCCUGAACUUCCAGCUUGAACUUCCAGCUUUGUCAUCUUUUUCCCUAACUCACCCCUGACAUCACAAAUCUAACA
Messenger RNA from Ochotona princeps (American pika), 2264 nucleotides. RefSeq names its product erythrocyte membrane protein band 4.2 (gene EPB42). Gene Ontology annotation, molecular function: protein-glutamine gamma-glutamyltransferase activity. The transcript has 13 exons. The record is from RefSeq and is a predicted model, not a curated record. Lineage: Eukaryota; Metazoa; Chordata; Mammalia; Lagomorpha; Ochotonidae. The coding region runs from base 133 to 2208 and encodes 691 amino acids. Gene Ontology annotation, biological process: peptide cross-linking.